Myripristis murdjan (pinecone soldierfish) is the source of this 5467-nucleotide messenger RNA. RefSeq names its product muscleblind-like splicing regulator 1 (gene mbnl1). Lineage: Eukaryota; Metazoa; Chordata; Actinopteri; Holocentriformes; Holocentridae. The coding region runs from base 1209 to 2489 and encodes 426 amino acids. Gene Ontology annotation, molecular function: metal ion binding; RNA binding. The record is from RefSeq and is a predicted model, not a curated record. The transcript is spliced from 12 exons. Gene Ontology annotation, biological process: regulation of RNA splicing. Gene Ontology annotation, cellular component: cytoplasm; nucleoplasm.
GUGACAUGUGAAGCCGCCGCUACCUUAUAUGGCGAGCACAGUAUUUCAGUACAGUAGAACCUUGCCAAGCAUUCCGGGUCGCGGGAGGAGAGAGUGUGUGAGAGGGUGGCUCUGUCUGUGGGAGUGUGUGUGUGUGUGUGUGUGUGUGUAUGUGAGUGAGUGCUUGCAUGCGUCUGACAGAGGGGGAGUAACUGAGAGAGAGGAGGAAAGUUGAAAAGAGAAGGAAAGAGGGGGAAGAACGAAACGAGAGAGAGAGAGAGAGAGAGAGCAAGAAGGAAACCCAGUAAAUGGAGGGUUUUUACUUGUCAAGGUUUGAACUGGAGUAAAAAGGAAGUGCCUUCCCUGACGUCUGCUGCAGCUUUGACCUGCUUCUACAGCUGAAGCUCCACCCUUCCCCCUGCCUCGCUCGCUUGCUGCCACGGUAACGCGAGCACAAGGACAGCGACCACACCCUCCUCGCCGCCUACGCCCAGACCUGCUCGCCCGCUCAUCUCCACCACCACCAUCUCCACUCCUCUCUGCCCUCGCUGCAGCCAGGCUCCAGCCUCAGCCCUCUUCACCAGACAGCCCCUGCUGCCAACUGCCCUCCUCCAGCUGACCAGCCUUACCACAGCAGCCCAACACACAUCCAGGCCAACACAGCAUCUCACCCACCUUGCCUUUAACCCUCUAAGCCUCCACUCGGUCCUCAGUGUCCUUAACCCUCCUCUAGCAGACCACACCCAGACUAUCGCCUCUGUGUUGCCUGCUCCACCGCACCUGGACAGAGGUGUGUUUGCUGCCUUGGAUUGUGAAUGCUGUAGAUGAGAAGUUGAUAAACAGUGAGAGAGAGACCAGUGGCAACUUAAUUGUCAGGUGAAAUUGUCUGCUGGAUUUAUUCCCUUCCCUCAGUGGUGGAUUGAACAGGAGAAUGAUCCACUGACAUCCAUAGAGAAACAUUGUCCUGCAACAUUUCACCUUGGACAAACUCAUUUUUUGGAGUAGGCCUAGGCCUGCCCUCAAUCAAUAGGAACCGUCUCUUUUUUUUUUUCUUCUUUUUUUUAUAUGUUUCAUUUCAACUUCCUAUAACGUAAAACAUCAUAUCACAGACAGUAACCACACCAAAAAAAAAAUACGCAAACAGAACUUUAAGUUGUGGAUUUAAACACUAGGGGUACUUCAAAGUUAAGCCCGUCUCAGCUUGGAAUACUUUUUGCCAACUUGCUGCCAUGGCGAUGAACAUUGCACACAUGCGUGACACGAAGUGGCUGACACUGGAGGUGUGCAGGGAGUUCCAGAGAGGCACGUGUUCGCGCACCGACCAGGAGUGUAAGUUCGCCCACCCGGCCAAGAGCUGCCAGGUGGAGAACGGACGGGUCAUCGCUUGCUUCGACUCACUUAAGGGCCGUUGUUCCAGGGAGAAUUGUAAGUACCUGCAUCCUCCACCCCAUCUAAAGACCCAGCUGGAGAUCAAUGGCAGGAAUAACCUGAUCCAGCAGAAGAACAUGGUCAUGUUGGCCCAGCAGAUGCAGCUUGCCAAUGCCAUGAUGCCUGGCACACAGCCACCACCUAUGGUGAGGGGACACACAUGUAUGAACACACCACAGCUACUACCCAUGCCCAUGUUCUCAGUGACCCAAGGCCUGGCCACCAAUGCCUCUGCAGCAGCAGCAGCCGCAGCCUUUAAUCCCUACCUGGGCCCCGUGUCACCAGGCCUGAUGCCCCCAGAGAUCUUGCCCAGCACCCCCGUCCUCAUGGCCUCCAGCCCCACCGUCAGCCAAGUUCCCAACGCUGCCGCCGCCGCCCAGAAACUGCUGAGGACAGACAGACUGGAGGUGUGCCGGGAGUACCAGAGAGGCAACUGCUCCCGGGGAGAGAACGACUGCCGCUUCGCCCAUCCUGCAGACAGCACCAUGAUAGACACCAAUGACAACACAGUGACUGUGUGCAUGGACUACAUCAAGGGGCGCUGCUCCCGGGAAAAGUGCAAGUACUUCCACCCUCCAGCGCAUCUGCAGGCCAAAAUUAAGGCCGCCCAGCACCAGGUGAACCAGGCCACAGCCGCCGCGGCCAUGACUCAGUCGGCUGUCAAAUCACUGAAGCGACCCCUCGACGCAACCUUUGACCUGGGCAUCCCCCAUAGUGUCAUGGCUCCCCUGCCAAAGCGGGCAGCCCUGGAGAAGGCCAACGGGGCCUCUGCCGUGUUUAACACCGGCAUGCUCCAGUACCAACAGGCCCUGGCCAACAUGCAGUUUCAGCAGCAGGCUUUUCUGCCGUCAGGCUCAAUAUUGUGCAUGACACCUGCAGCCAGUGUUGUUCCCAUGAUGCACGGUGGUACCCCAGCCACUGUGUCUGCAGCCACCACAUCUGCCACAAGCGUUCCCUUCGCAACUGCCUCCACCAAUCAGGACUCUUCCUUAUCAAAGUUGACUACCAACGAAUACAUGCAUUUGAUUCCAAUAAUAUCUGCAGAUCAUCUGAGUAAUCACAAGUACUUGACUCAAAUGUAGUUCCUCUCAAGAACAAUCAAAUGAAUGUGUGCUGGCACCGUCCAAGCCUAAAGAGUUCAGCCUUUAUGUACAUAACGUUCAGAAUGUCAAGCAAUGGGACAAGGAGAGUCUGUCGUCUCUUUGUCGGUCCACAAUGAUGGUCUUAUCACGCAUGUAAACAUCUAGGGUGCAACACAUGGUCUGUGCCAUUCACCCACAUAUCAUUGUCAAGAAGAGCCAACCUCACCAACCUCCUUGUUGUCAAAGCCAACGUCCAGCCGAGAGAAGGACAUCUCGAUGCCAGGGUCUGUGCAUCUCUCCCAGUGGGGACAUUCACAUUACACCUCUGUGUCUGACUAAAUCAUAGCACUCAAAUUGUUCUAAUUAUUAUCAUUACUGCACGCACAGAAGGUCAAGACCGUGGUUGCAUCUAGCAGCAUACAGUGCUGGUACGUUAGAAGACCAAGAAAGAUUUUCUUUCCUUUUUUUUUUAUUUGUUCUGCUUUUUUCUUUUUUUUUCUUUUUUUUUUAAUUGAUAGCCAUAUUUCAUGGUUUACAAGUGAAAUGCAAACAUGCACCUUGAAUUUGAAUUAAAAUCUGAUAGGCACAAUAAUUUUAGCAGGAAUUUUAUUCGCCAAAAUGAUAAAGCAUGUACAGUAUUGUGUUUUUACGGCUACUAGUGAAACUAGAUGUUGAAAUGAGGGUCUUGGACGUAUGAAUGUUCUGGGUAAACCAACAUACCUGUGUACCUUGAAAGCACAGCCAGGCUAGCUUUUCUUACCUUGUCAUGUGCCAUCAAGGCCAUACAGCUAAAACCAGAGUGUUAUCUCAGCAGUGUUAUUCUGUUUACCGAAGGUAAAUGUUUUGUAUGGCUCUUUUAUAUAUUAUUUUCUUUGCAGAAUCUCAAUUGUGAGUGUUUUUUUUUUAAUGUCUCAUGUUUCCCUUAGUAAUCUUUUAGCGAUGGGGUUUUCUCCAAAAUUUUAGAUAUUUCUUUUUUCUUCUGUUAAAAUAGAAAAUGGAGGAGUAUUUUGUUCUUAAAGGGUUUUGUUUUGUUUCUUUCUUUUGCGUAGACUACAGUAUGUGCCGUAUUUAUCUGUUGAGAUAAAGUUGUUGCUCAAGUCCAUUGACUCUAAAGCCUGAUGAAAAGGAGGGUGUAGCUUCAGAUGAGAUCACGUUACCUUGCUCCCCCUUUUAAUAGGAAGAGGGACUCUAAAACUGUCUGUAAGAAGCACUGUUGAACUAUGUGUUGAUUUAAAAAACAAAAAAAAAUCAACAACAACAACAACAGCAGACCCAAAGGUCUAUUAGGUCAUUUAAACCACAUGUGCACUUGAAUGAUUGUUUUGUCUGGUCACCUUGCUCUAAUUUCACAACCCAUCCCAUGUGAACUUUCACUUUUGAGGAAAUACGAGGCACGAUCAUUUUGACUUGCAUUUCCCGGCAAAACGUGAAGGUUCUCGUUCACAUGUAGGUCUGACUAUGGAUACCAAAGCACAGUUUUUCUCUCAGUCAUACUCACGAAGGGUUACUGAAGCAUGUCCUAAGACGUCUGAAAUAAUUAGGAAAACAUGUUUAUCUCUCAUUCAGCUGUCAGUUAUGUGAUCAUUUCCCUUUUCCAUUUUUGCAGAGGUGUGUAGUGUGUCUUUACCGAUUGUAAUGUACCUAACAAAGCCUUAGAUUACAAUUAUGGGUCCCAGCCCAAUCAAAUGUACCUUCAAUCACCAUGCAGGUAAAGAACACCAAUGAUGUUUUAUAGUUCUCUCACAUGCCGCUUAUGAUCUUUUUCUUUCCCUUUCUCUCUCUAUGUAAAAGUAACAAUUACUCUCUUAAAUUUCAUUGAACUUAUGUGUUAUGAACUACUUAAGGAUUUGAAUCUAUUUGAGGUAUGUAGUUGUAGAUUUUUUUGCCUUACUAUAUAUUACUUGACAACAUUUAUAUAGCCGUUGUAGAUUUUGAGAUAGUAUGACAUUCAUAACGUUUUUCAAACCAUAUAAAUGAUAAUGUGUUGAGUCAGUUUUAAAUAUUCACUUCAUUCAUAUAGCUGGAUGUCUCUUUUUAGUUGAUGUUACAUUAUCAAUUAAUUCUGUUGAUGAAAGAGUUUUUUGAUACAAGGAAUGAGAUCGAAUUUAUUUGCUGCAACUGCAGCAACUCUGAGUAGACAAAAAGACUAAUGUUUUAACCAACUUAAAUUUUCCUUGUAACAUGUCAAGAUCAUGUUUGAAAAUAUAUUGUAUUGAAAUAUAGAUUGUCCAUGUUUUAGAGUAAAAAUUAUUUUCUACUGUAUCCAUUUCAAAAAAGAUAUGUACGUUUGUUUUAAUAUUUCUUAAGUUUGCCCUGAAUGUCAGGCCAAAAUGAACAGUGAGAUUGACGGGUCUUUGGAUGUUUGGUGGAUAGUGAGAUUAGGCGUGAGAUAGCAAAGGCUUUUCCAGAUUGGUGAAGUCAGUAAUGCUGCAGACGAUGAGUUCUAACCUAAGGGACGAAGGUUGACUUUUUGCACUUCUGUAUAUAGUCAAAUGAACAGAGAAAAAACAUGUAUCAUAUUGAGAUAUUAUUUUGAAUAAAAAAAGAUCUAUAAUUAUAAGGAAUUUUGUUAGAUUAAUUUAAAUUCUUAAAUUAGAAGACCAGCUAAAAAAAUUGCUUGCAAAGAAGGGCACUAGUUUCUUGGCCAAUGCAUUCAGAGAAAGCUAUGCGCUUUUUGGCUUAUUUUAUCAGUGGCUAGUAUUGCCAGGGAAUGUUGUAGGGGAGUAGAUAUCCCCGUGUCAUGCUUACUCCCACCCCUCUUGUAGUAUGACAUAUCAAAUGAUGUCCAUAUAUCAGUUGUUGGACUUGGUCCUGCAGUAUUGCUGCUCCCAUGGUACAGUUGAUACAUGAAACUCUAUCAAAAAUUUUAUUCUACUAUAGUUUGAUUUGACUGCAUGUAAAAGAACAAACAAAAGAGACUGCAUAGAUAUGUAAGGAAAGAUAACGCAUUCAGAUUACAAAGUAUACAGUAUAUUUUU